CACAAUGGAAUUCAUUAUUGUGUAAUUAUUGCUUAUCUCAUCUUUAGGAUGGGUUGUGAAGAUUUAGAAUCAAUGCUCUUGCUCAAAAUAUCAACUUUAAGAUGAAUGUGAAUCAUCUCUAGGUUGUAUAUGGAAUACAAGCUCUAGUUUAUGCAUUGAUAUUCAAUGUAAUUCAAUAACAUCUAAAGCUGAAUGCCUUUUGUACCCAUAUAGUUGUUCAUUUAAUUAUUCUUCAUUAACUUGCACACCUUUUACUUCAUGUAAAAAUUUAAGCGGAAAUAAUCUCUCAUAAUGUUAAAUGUAGAAUUCGAUGUGUUUAUGGGAAUCUGGAAAUUCUUGCAUAGAUUACGAUUGUCAAUAUUUCAGUUUGGAUAGUUGCCCAACAUUUUGUAUUAAUACAGGAACUACUUGUGAAAAUUUUUCAUCAUGCGAAAAAUUAAGCUAAACUUCUUGUUCAAUCUAUUAUGGAAUUUGCAAUUGGUAUUAAAACAGAUGUCAGAAUUACGAAUGUUCAUAUAUUCUAACUAAGUCACAAUGUCAAUUUGUAAUUGACUCGGAAAAUACGAUUAAACCAUGUUUUUGGAACUAGACUGAGUGUAUAAAUCCUCCAGAUGCAAGUGUAUUUAAUGCUAAUUAAUGCUAUAUAUAAACUGCUGGUUAGUAUCAUUGGUCAAGUAACAACUCUACUACUGGAUCAUGUUAAUAAUGUUAUGGUUCUUCAUAAAUUUACGAGCCUAUGACAGAGUAUUUUUCAAAAGGAUUUAUUCUGAACAUUAUUGUAGUUGGUAUAUUCAUGGUAAUCUGA
This is a messenger RNA of Paramecium octaurelia, 805 nucleotides long. The record is from the annotation of a GenBank genome assembly. NCBI's taxonomy places the organism in Eukaryota, Ciliophora, Oligohymenophorea, Peniculida, Parameciidae.